CAAAAAAUCUAGUAAAACGUGCUAAAAACAUUUUUUGGGGAAUAAUAGUUAAGAAAAAAAAGGAAGAAUAAAACUCUAUGAAAAUAGAAAAUAAUUAACAUAAUCAACCAAAAGUAUUCUUCACUGUUCCGAGAAGAUGUUGUCUAACUUUAUCAAAAAUUGCGGCUGCUGGAUAAUGUCCCAAAGCUCGCAAUUUAGUCAAGUGUUAACCUCACAAAAUCCAGGUUUUAUCAAAACUCAAGAAAUUAAAAAUCAAAUAAAGGUAUUUAAAGAAAUUUUGGCAGUAAAUGGAAUAGAACUUUCGUUAAGUGACGAACCGCAUGUUCUUACGCAAGAACAGGCAUUAGUUGUGAGAGAUUUAGAGAAAUAUUUGGAUAAAUCGGAUCGCCCUUUUAAGAAUUUUGUAGCCGGUUUAAAGUUAAUGUGCAAGAAAGAAAAGUAUUUCCGAAAAGCAUUAGUAUUAACAAAACUUAGAAAGAAUAAUAGUAAUGAAGCACUUAGUGGUACGCAGCAAAAAAAUGAGCAAGAAAGUUUGUUUAGGAUUUUUUUAAAAGUACCAAGUCUCCAAACUGAUGUGUUCGAAAUCAUUUUUGAUGAAAUUACAUCGGUAUGUUCAGAUUCUUCAGAUGACACUUCAUGGUUGCAUUUAUUGUUAAACACUCUUCGCUAUUUACCUUAUGUGAAGGAUCCCGAACAAUUAACAACAAAAUUGAUUGAUAUCUUAGAAAUAGCUACAUAUCCUGCUCAAUUAGAGAUAUUAGACACUAUUCCAGAAAUUAUACCAGACAGUCAAUCCAGUGAAACUACAAAACAGUUAUGUAAAUUGUUAGAUGAUAAAGACGAGUUGACUGGAGCCAUAAUAGAUUGUUUAAAUGCUUUGGAUUUGGAUAAUGAAAUGAGAACUGAUGUUCAAAAUAGGAUAUUAGAUAGAAUAAGCAGUGGGACCUCUUUGAAAGAUUUCCCAAUUUUGCUAUCAUUCCUGAUGACUGACUGCAAAUCACAAAACUCAGUACCAGUUCUUCUAAAAAUUCGUAAUGCUCUUGAUUCCAUAAUGGUAACCAUACAGAAAACCAAAGAAAAAGAAACCUCAAAAAUACUUAUCUUUAAUAAGUUGCAAUCAUUUACUCUGUCUUCAAAAGCUAUAUCAGAGGCAUGGCUUAAUAUGAUAUCAAGUAUAAGAUCACAUAGCGAUCACAGGCCAAUUGAUUAUCUCAUAAUGUUCAUGUUGUACAAUAUUGUGCCCUUCAAAAAGCGAAUAAUUGAAGCUAUUUUUAAAAAAAGAGUUCAUGCUGGUCUAUUUAAAAUUAAUUUGCUAGAGAAAAUGUUUGAAAAAUAUCUACCCCAACAACUAUUGAAGGACUACUUUACUUCCAUUGUUGAAAUAGGUUGCACUUUAGUAAAAACCGCCUCUAAUGAUCAAAUUGUUAAAGAAUUUUCUUCUACGUUAUUUAAGCUCCUCUUUAAUCACGAGUACACAGAGUCCAUUUAUAGAAGAGAAAUACUUAACAGUCUAAUAGUACUUACUGGAGCUAGUGACAAAAAUAUUGUUAGCAACGUUUUGAACAUUAUAUCGUCGUUUUUAAGUAACAGUGACAAGUUAGAACAGCAUAUAAUAAUAUUAACAAGGUUAUUGGAGAAAUUAGAUACUUUACAACCAAGCGAUGUUAAAGUAGUAUUUGAAAUAUUGUGUACUUUAACCUGCGGUCCAAAUGCCGAUGCCUCUAUGUCCGGAGUCCAAAAUGAAAUUCAUAUUAUUGUUAGGAAACAGUUGUGCAGUACAAAAAAGUCUAUAAAAUACAGGGGAAUAAUAUCAGCUGUAGUAAUGGCACGUAGUAUAGCCAGAAUUUCAGACAACUCAGAUACGUCAUCUUUGCCAACAACUCCCAUUAAACAUUUAUCAGACCUGCCGCAAGGACGAGCUAGAGAAGCGGCUACUCUUUUAGAACUCGCUAACACUUGUAGUAUGGGCAAUCCUGACUUGAUGGGUCUCUAUUACGACCAACUGGCCUCAAUGUUGAUUGCAAACUAUCAUUUGGACAAGUUUUUCUUGGCUUGGUUGUAUGAGACAAUUACUGGUGAUUUUAGAAAAUUAUAUAUUUCGGAGGUUAUUCCACCCCCGGUAAAUGAUAUAGAGAUGAGUUUGCAGUACAUUCUUAACAAUCCGCAAGAGGUAGAAACUCCAAUGGGCAUAAAUAUAAGUGGUUUAACUUUGAACAAAAACCCUACUAUAUUAGUUUUAUCACCCCAUUUUCGAUUACUAAGACUACUUCACUAUCGACAACAGGACGGUAAACUAUCUACCAUCGAUGCACUGUUAGGUUGUGCCAUUAUUUUACCAACAGUCGAUGAUGUAGAAGAUCUAGAAUCAGAUCAAAUAAACCAAGUUGCCGACUGCUUUUUUCACUGCGCCAACUGGUUUAGGGAAUUGAUAAGCGGAUUUGUAACGCAAAAGGACAAAACACUGAGAUCCAAAGUUGUCAAACGACUUAAAAAUCUCAUCGAAAUUGAAAACAAACUCAGGCUGUGUAUAAGAAAAGCUCCGGACCACAAGUUCCCUGCAAGCUAUUUCGAUUUAAGUUUAGAAGGAAACAAAACACUUCCGGCUAUAGCUAAAACUGAUUCAAAAGGUAAAAAUCCUAAAAAGAAAGUUAAAUCCGCCGCCACUGUGGAACUUGACGAAACUGCUAAUACGACGGCACAUACACAAGCCACUCAAGUUAAAAAGAAAUCCUCUGUAUCUAAAAUUAGCCACACAGAAAGUAACAUACACUUCAGAGAUUUGGAUACAGAUGUGGUAAUAUUAUUAAAGUACCCAUUGAAAUUAGAACUAGAUGAUUCGACUGAAUCAUCAUCUAGCACUCAAACGAGUAAAACAACUUUGGAUUUAGACCAAUUAAAAUUUCUUCUGAAAGAUUUAGUUGCUAAAUUAGUUGUUACAACUCAAAGUAAAAAUAGCGGAUUGUCCCACCUAAAUGAAGUAAUACCGCUGCAUAUUAUGACAGACAUCGGAUUUGUUUUGCCGAAUCUAGAUUCACAUCUGAAGAUUAUAUUGAACAAAAUAAAUGGAUUGUUGGAAGAAAUAGAUGGUAGAUUGGACCUUCCAGAAAUGUUUAUGCCAGCGGCUUUAGAUUUUAAAAACUGUUUCGGAUUGAUUAUGGAAGCCUUUUUAUUAAUUUUCAGCUGGACAGGUUUUCAACAUUCCACUAAUCUAGAGGUAUUGAAAAAUAUGCUAAAAAGCAUCCGUUCAAACGAACAAUCCCAAUCACUACGCUCGGCACAUCGUUUAAUUAUCGAAUUUAUAAAUCGUCUUGCUGGAUAUAUAGAGCAGUGCUUAGAACUACAACAUGCUGUAUAUUUAAUCAAAACUAUGCAAGCUCUUUAUUCAGUAACCAAUCCAGCUCCUGAAAUCGAAAAGAAAAUUUCUUCUGUAUCAGAAAAAUUACUUUCAAAAAGAUGGUACAAUCAAAAGGGAGUCUUGGACAGCGGUAGAAACGCCAAUUUGAAUAUAGACGUUUUGAUAAAAACGUACUUGAACACUGCCAAUGUGGAAACUAUAGCUGGUUUAGUAGGAACUCUACAAGACGAAGUUGAAAUGUUGAAAUCAAAAAAUGACUGUUUACCCAUGUUGGAAAGCAUCGAUAAGCAAAAUUUUCACGUGUUCUAUAAUGGAUUAUGCAGCGCAUUACUUAACAGAAUUAAAUCUGAAAUUCAAUCAUUAACCAACGAUCAACAUUUGGAACUUUGGUACAACACAACACUUACGAUGCAAGGAUUGAUGACGGUGGUAAAAAAACAAGAAGCUAAGAUAAACCUAGUUUGUUUCUUAAAGAAAUCUAUUGGUAUAUUGAAAGUAUUCUUAUCUCAUGGUAUACCUAUGAUGGAAUUAAUGUUAAGAUCUAAUCCGGACGAAGUAGUGGCCAUUUUUAAAACGUUGCAGACCAGCACCAGGUUUUUACAUCACCUGUGUUGUUACACCAAGUUCAAUAAGGACGCUAGUCUUAUGGCUUUUGUUCCCCAAUUUAGAUUAACUUUGGAGUCUCUAAUAUACAGGGUUAAAGCAGCCUUAGUGGCCAAUAAUUGCUCGACAGCCUUCUGGAUGGGAAAUUUACGAAAUAGAGACUUACAUGGUGAAGAUAUUUUGUCGCAAAGUACAGUUAUGACAGAUGAUAAUAAUGCCGGUAACGAUGAAGCACUUCCAUCUGAUGAUAGCGAUGAUGGUCUUAUAAUUGCAACACAAGAUAGUGAUAAUCGUUCAGUUAGCAGUGAAGUAUUUGAUUAACACCUAACAUUAAUAUAAGUUUUAAAUGUGAUAUCACUUACUGAAAUUGAAUAAUUUUAUAGUUUUUAAAUUGUUAAUUACUUAAUAAAUUCUUACCUUUUCUGUCUGGUUGUAAUUU
This is a messenger RNA of Psylliodes chrysocephalus, 4397 nucleotides long. The record is from the annotation of a GenBank genome assembly. NCBI's taxonomy places the organism in Eukaryota, Metazoa, Arthropoda, Insecta, Coleoptera, Chrysomelidae.